AUGGCGCGAGACCCUGAAGAUGCGAGCGCCGCAUCACCAACCGGGCCACCAGGCAAGAAGCCAAAAAUCGAAGAGGCUGGAGCGGAGGCGGAGGAUCCCGUCAUAAGUGCCGCAAGGAAAGGACUUCAGGACUUGUGCGCCGAGCAUGAAGUUCCAGAGUCUCACGGAGUUGGACACGCCUUGCGGGUACUGGAGCAUGUCAACAAGGCACUGGCGGCCAGUACUGGUGUUAUUCUGCAAAGCCGGAAACAAGCAGUUCGCUUGGCAGCACUGCUGCAUGAUGCGGACGACAGAAAGAUUUUCAAGACAGAGGUUAGUCUGCAGGCGGCCAACGCCAAUGCCAGAAGCAUAAUGGCGGGAGCUGGUGCUCAUACAGAUAUUAUCAACGAAGCUGCGAGCAUGAUUGAUCUCGUGUCAUGCUCAAAAAACGGCAACUCGGUUCCUUCGGCGGCCCUCGAGAGUCCCGAGCUCUUGUGGCCCCGCUGGGCAGACCGAUUGGAGGCCACAGGUGAAAUCGGGAUCCUCCGCUGUUGGCAAUACAACCAGGAAGUGGGAACUCCAACUGUGAUGCCAGAGACGCCGCGCCCACAAACAGAGGCGGAAGUCUGGGCUCUUGCCACCAAUGACCGUUUUGAGAGGUACCAGAGCUCUGGGGGGAAAUCCAUCUCCAUGUUGGACCACUAUUACGACAAGCUGCUACGAGUAGCAUGCCCUCCUCUCGAUGUGGUUCAGAAUGCUUACUUGGAGCAGGAGAUGGCUGUUCGGGCCAAGCCCCUGGUACAGAUUUGCUUGGCAUAUGGCCGCACCGGUACCAUUCCGUUGGAUGAGGAAGUAAUUGGUGAAUUGCGCUCCAGACUGACUUGCUGA
This is a messenger RNA of Symbiodinium pilosum, 867 nucleotides long. The record is from the annotation of a GenBank genome assembly. NCBI's taxonomy places the organism in Eukaryota, Dinophyceae, Suessiales, Symbiodiniaceae.